AUGGUCUUGGAUGAUUGUUGUAGAAUCGAUAUAAAUAAAAUUUGGGAAGUUAAACAUGUCCAAAGCACAAUGAAUCAUUCACAAUUUGUUUUAUUACUUGAAGAUAAAAGUCUUAAAAUAUUUGACAAAAGUCAAAAAUCAUCUGUUCUACAAAAUAAGAAUUACCUAAUUCCAACUAGUACAUUUCAAGUAUUAGAAAGGAUUUAUAAACAAGAGAUUGAUAUUAGAAAUCUUACAGGAUUAGAUUCAAAUAAGGUGUUAUAUGGCUGUGGUCUUGGGCUCUAUAAAAAAGCUCUAAAUAUAGCAAUUAUAAAUAGUUCUAAGAAUGUUUUAGAAAGUAUUUUAUAA
Molecule: messenger RNA, 348 nt
Organism: Racocetra persica
Lineage: Eukaryota; Fungi; Glomeromycota; Glomeromycetes; Diversisporales; Gigasporaceae
Source: the annotation of a GenBank genome assembly